UACCCGACCAUUCCUUCAUUCCAGCCAGCGCCGUCUCAACAGACAGCAGGCUCAGAGGAGACUCUUCUACCCCCAGACCACCGACCACCGCCAGCAUGAGUGGAAGCGAGAUGCCCAAGACGGAGCCCAUGAGCCAGCCACAGGGAGUCUGGUCGACGCCAGUAUCCCAGGGUAUGCGCCCACGGCCCGCAACCAUCCACGAGGGCUUCUCGUACUGCAUGGGAGAGGGAUACGAUGGCCUCCCGGCUUGGGAUUCGUCGACGUUGCCGCUGCAGCAGACCCCGAGCGACAUCUCGUCCAGGCCCAUCUCUGUCCACCAGGACUUCUAUCCUCCCACAACCAUGGAGGCCAACUCUUGGGUGCAAAAGCCGUGUGGGGAUGAAAACAUGGACAUCCAGGGGAUAGAGGGCGACAUGAUCGGCCAGGCUUACACAGCAGACGAGGCGAUACCGAUCCUGGACCUCCGCUACCCCAACUCCCACAUGGAGGGAGACUCGAUGAGCUUCGACCACGCCAUGAACGCGCGAAGGAUGUCGGGCUCAUCUUUUACCAUGUCGACCACGGGAAUCUCGGAGAUGACUUCGUACGAGGACUUCUCGGCGGCCAUGUCGGACGCCCCAUCCUUCACUUCCGACUAUCCUCCGCCGUCCAACAGGAACUCCUUAAUGUCGUCGACCCAGCUUUCACCAGUCGCGUCCCCGCGGAUGACACCACAGAGCCGAUCGGAGCUGGUGAGGACGCAGAGCCGAGGGAGGGCAUCGCCUUCGCCCAGGCCCGGCAUGCGCUCGGCACCGUACAGCGUCGAGCGUGGGCAGAACAAGAGGUGGUCGACGGGCUCGUACGGCACCACGCCCAACCGGAGGCCAUCCCCCUUCGUCUACCACCACCCCCACGACGCAUACGGGCCCCGCAUGUCGUCCCGACACUCAUCGCCGACGAUUGCGCACACCCAGGUGCCGCUCAACAUGGGCAACCUGCAGUCGAUGCAGCAGCAGCCGCCACCGCCCUUCUUCAUGCCCCCGAACCCCGCGUUCCCGAGGCACAGCAUGCUCCUGCCGUCGCAGCUGCCGUCCAACGCCUUCCACCACGACCCUCACCACCAGUUCGACAACCCGCCGCCGCUCAUGUCGCACGGGCUCUUCCGAAUGCUGCAGAGCAACGCCGACCCCCACUCCCUCCACGGCCACUACCAUGACCUGUCGGACCCGCCGGACCUGUACGCCUCGCUGCACGAGGAGCAGAUCCCGCCGCCCCCCGAGGACAUGAACCCGUCCGAUCCCGACCUAAUCCCCCACGAGCAGGAGCUGAGGUUCGACGGCGACCUGUACACGCCCAGGUGGGUGCGCGGGCACGGCAACAAGAGGGAGGGCUGGUGCGGCAUCUGCAAGCCCGGCAGGUGGCUCGUCCUGAAGAACUCGGCAUUUUGGUACGACAAGAGCUUCACGCACGGCAUCAGCGCCGCCACGGGCAGCCCCUUCCAGGAGCCUCAGGAGACGAGGCGGAUGGACGGCAACCCGGACGUGUGGGAGGGGCUGUGCGGGAGCUGCAACGACUGGAUCGCGCUCGUCAGCAGCAAAAAGAAGGGCACGACCUGGUUCAGGCACGCAUACAAGUGCCAUACGCACCCCAAGAUCAAGGACGCCCCCAAGCGGAGGCGGGAAAGCAGCCACACCCGCCUGGCCGCGUCCAACAUGGCCAAGCCCAAGACGGAGCCCCAGGCGCCCAUAACGCCCCAGAUGACGCCCGGGUCGGUGACCGUGUCCAUGGUCAACACGCCGACGGUGCCGGCCAUGCCCCAUCUCUCCCACCAGCAGAUGCAGCAGUUCCAGACGCCCCAGCAGCAGCAGCAGCAGAUGCAGACGCCCCAGCACCACCACCACCACCAGCACAACAAUAUGGUGGCGCCCAUGUCGUCGCCCAUACACCCGCAGGACCAGGCCGCCGCCAUGAUGCAGCCGCCCACGCCGCGCCACCACCUGCACCCGACCAGCCAGCCCAUGCACGCGCCCCCGCCCGCCCACCCGCAGAUGCACAUCCAGGGGGCUCAACACGGGGGCUGA
Gaeumannomyces tritici R3-111a-1 is the source of this 2060-nucleotide messenger RNA. RefSeq lists its product as hypothetical. The transcript is spliced from 4 exons. The coding region runs from base 96 to 2060 and encodes 654 amino acids. The record is from RefSeq and is a predicted model, not a curated record. NCBI's taxonomy places the organism in Eukaryota, Fungi, Ascomycota, Sordariomycetes, Magnaporthales, Magnaporthaceae.